AAAGUUGACAUUGAAGUGGAACUUGUUUGUGUUUGGUUAAAUCACUUGUGUAUCAUUUCUUCCUGUUGCGACUCUAAAUACUUUAAAUCCUGUUCCAUCCUACUGAGUGUGUUCAUCUCAUGAGCUGAGCGGCAUUAAAUGACCUCCCAGAGUUUGAACUGAAGUUUGGCUUCACGGUGUCUCCGUACAGAGCUGGACCAGACCACCGGACCUGGACCAGAGCUGGACCUAUCGGGUAUCCCCGCCGAGCAGCCUGCCUGGAGCCGCCCGGAGCCCGGAGCUGGAGCUGGAGCUGGAGCCCUAACGGAGCGGAGCGGAGGGGGAGUCAUUAGUCUGCUCCUCAACUCUGUAGAUAAAAUGCACCGCUAGUUGACUACUGGGAUGUUUCCACAUAUCGCUGAUGUUAAUGUUAAUGUUAAUGUUAAUGUAGACCGGUGUAUAUCGGUAGCUCGGUGUUCAGCGGCGGCGGCAGGAAGCACCGACGGAUCUGAGGUCAACUUGAGAACUAACGGUCUCCGUCCGGCACCGGUGUGGGAUGUGCCAUGCAUGCUAGCUGGAGAUGAGAAUGAAACCCGGUCGCAACUCCCUCCUGGGCCUGUGCUCCAUGUUGGCCCUGGGGUUCCUCUACUACUCGUCAGGGAGGAUCAGCUUACGAGGCUGGGGCCACAAUUCAUUGUAUGACAAACAAGGGUUCCUUGUGAAGCUGGAUGGCAGUCUGCCGUUGGAGCUGAUGUACAAGUACGGCAAUCUCAGCGAAGGAGCCUGUAAGCCUGGUUUUGCAGCUGCCAAGAUGACAGCCAUAUAUCCAAAGUUCAACAAACUGGCGCCUAUGUUCCUUGACCCAAAUUACAAACGAUUCUUCAAGAUCGGGGAUUAUUUGCCUCCGUUUGGUGUAAAAUCACAAGAGAAGAUCAUAGAUAUUCUUCUGUCGGCUACUCAGAGCUAUGGCCUUGGGGAGGAACUCGACAGUAUGAACUGUAAGACUUGCAUCAUCGUAGGGAACGGAGGAAUCCUCGCCAACAAGUCUCUGGGACAGAGGAUCGAUGAGCUCGAUGUGGUGGUCAGGUUAAAUGAGGCCCCAGUGAGAGGCUUUGAGAAAGACGUCGGCUCCAAGACCACCAUGAGGAUCACCUAUCCAGAGGGGGCCAUCCAGAAGACUGAACGCUACGAGACCGAGUCCCUGUUUGUCCUCUCUGCCUUCAAAGCUCUGGACUUCAAGUGGCUCCGACACAUGGUGUUCAACCAGAGGCUGCGCAGCACUGAUGGCUUCUGGAAGUCGGUGGCCAAGCACGUUCCGAGGGAACCCGGCGACAUGCGCAUCCUGAACCCCUACUUCAUCCAGGAGGCCUCCUUCAAGCUGAUCGGAUUACCUCACAACAGUGGACAGAUGGGCAGAGGGAAUAUCCCGACCCUGGGGGCUGUUGCCAUAACGAUGGCCCUUCACAACUGUGAUGAAGUAGCUGUGGCUGGAUUUGGCUACAACAUGAGCACCCCUCAUGCCCCACUGCACUACUAUGAGAAGAUCAGGAUGUCGGCCAUCAAAGAGUCCUGGACUCACAACAUAUCUAAAGAGAAGGAGUUCCUGCUGAAGCUGGUGAAGGCUGGAGUCAUCCAGGACUGGACCGGUGGGAUCUGUGGUUCAGGAUGCUGAUGGUCUGCACUCAGCUUCGUGAAGAUGGAUGGAUGGAUGCAGCACUGCGCUCUCCUCCACCUCCACCUGCUCCAGCACCUGAAGAGGGAAACUCAAGGCUGCGUAGGCCAUGUUCCCAGCAGAGAGCAGCGGCUGUCACACACUGUGGUCAGUGCACAGAGACUAGAACACACUGCCCCGGUGUUGCAUAUUGAUAUAUUGCAAGCAAUUGGCCUCCGUAUUUAGCUCAUAGAUUAGUGUAUAUUUACUAGAUUUGGUGCCCUGACUCAGGGGUAUGUUCACAGUGUUGGAGAUCAAACCAGCACCUGCUGCAGGCUGGGAAAAGGUGGAGAGGAUGAAGAUGUUGGGUUGUGCCAAGAAUACCUCUACAAGUGUCCUUCUGCUCACACACCUGAAUGUAACCUGCAUCAAACGUAUAGUCUCUUAUUUAUAUCUUCCAGGUUCUGUGUUAAACAGGGUGCACACUACAUGACACACGACUCAGCUGUCCUGGACCGGUCUCUGACACCUGUGGGUGACCCCGCUCUAUCAGAGCAGCAUGACAAUCAUCAGAGCUUGUUUAGUCCAGUCAGUCAGAGUCACUAUGAAGCUAAAAAGCUGGAGAACACGAGGUAACAAGAGCUGCCCUCAGCAUGAACAUUACUCUCAUCAUCCAUCUCACAACACAGACUAGACAGACGCUGAAGAGUCACAUUGUGUUUGUUCUUUACGAGGCAGCACAACACGUACAGCGAUCACUCAAGACUUACCCUCAAUGUCCACUGGAUUUGUCUGUGGCCGCAGCAGCUUGCGUCUCUGAAGCGUGAAAUUCACUUGUGAAUCAUGUAUAUAUUUAUUAACAAUUUACUUCAACUCAUAUUUAUAAUAUGAUGCAUAUCAUUUGUUACUGACUUAGGGCCUUAUUUUAACGAUCUAUAGUGCAUGGUCUAUGGUGCAUGGCACAAGUGCAUUUAGAGCAUAUCUAACUCCACUUUUGUUAGUUAAACGGCGCAUAAUAUUGGUUCAAAAUAAGGUGCAAAGGGCAAAGGGGUUGUAUUUAGUCUCUUAAUUAAUCAGAGGUGUGUUUUGGGGGUAACAGGAAUUAAACCAAUCAGAGUGUCAUCUCCCAUUCCCUUUAAAGGCCAGGUGCGCCUGCAUCCGGUCACAUUGCUAUUUAAAAGGCAGAUUUGGCAAAUUGGAGAAGCGAACCGUUUUCUGCUGAGGAAACGAAUCUGCUCGUGAAAGUGUGCGAGCAGAUGUAUGUGGUGCUUGGCCGUUGGACCCUCUGCCUCCACCGUCUUCCAUCGACAACUUCAUUUGACUGCAUAUGAGCAAAUGCACCGAUAACCUAUUUAACGCGGGUCGGGGGGGUGUUCCUUUCCAAUGCAACCCACGGGGGGGCUUGGACCGGCUGAGCGGAAUCCUCUGGAGAUGCAUCACGCACGUGCGCACAGCUGGAGAGGUGCGUAACGCGCGGAUCAAUCAGCCUCAAAAUGCUGCCGUUUGGGGGGAGAGGGCCUAACUUUGAAGUAGCUCCAACAUAGCGCCUGACCACACCUCAUUUUUAGCACGCCCAUGGGCGUACAGAUGGGCGCAUGUACAUUUGCUACUUACAGAGCGUUGGCGCUGGGUGUGAAAAGCUGCGUCGGUCUGAAACUAGCAAUGACAGUUGCGCUGUGCUGUGCACCGCUUCACAUCGGGUGUAAGAUAGGGCCCUUUGUCUUUAAACACGUUAUUGAUCAAAAGGUUUGUAUCAGCUGUUAUAUUGAUGUUUUCUUCUUUCCUUCAAUAAUAACUAAUAAUAGUAAUAACAGAGAUAAAAAACAAUAUAAAUCAGACACAAAUUUUUUCAUUUACAUUUGAAAUAGUUUUGGCCCCAAAAGAAGAAAAAUAAAAUGAUUCAAACUUCCAUGGUCAAUGUUGCAUGAUGGGAGAAUACUGUUGGAACUUGGAUUUUGAAUUGGUUUUCCUGUCCAGGAAAGAUCUCGAUCAUUGUUGAACCACAACGGAGCAGCUGGGCUCUAAAUAUUGAGUUUGUCAUUUUUUAUCUGUUCAAAAUGUACCUUAAAGGGAGAUUUGUCAAGUAUUUAAUACUCUUAUCAACAUGGGAGUGGAUAAAUAUGCUGCUUUAUGCAAAUGUACAGACA
Messenger RNA from Sebastes umbrosus (honeycomb rockfish), 3777 nucleotides. RefSeq names its product ST3 beta-galactoside alpha-2,3-sialyltransferase 3a (gene st3gal3a). Gene Ontology annotation, molecular function: sialyltransferase activity. Lineage: Eukaryota; Metazoa; Chordata; Actinopteri; Perciformes; Sebastidae. The coding region runs from base 560 to 1651 and encodes 363 amino acids. The transcript has 11 exons. The record is from RefSeq and is a predicted model, not a curated record.